Parasteatoda tepidariorum (common house spider) is the source of this 1061-nucleotide messenger RNA. RefSeq names its product Nuclear envelope integral membrane protein (gene Nemp). Gene Ontology annotation, cellular component: nuclear envelope. The record is from RefSeq and is a predicted model, not a curated record. Lineage: Eukaryota; Metazoa; Arthropoda; Arachnida; Araneae; Theridiidae.
UAUUUACAUCAAUCAAACAAUUCCUUGUUUCCUGCUGCUCUGUGUUUUAAAUUUCAAAAUUUAUUGCAAUGGCGGUAAUCUUUAGAAGUUUGGUAAUUUUCUAUGCUACUUUAACGUUAUCAUACUCUACUUCCUUAGAUGUUCCAAUGGUUCAGUUGUUACCUAAUGAAAUAGUGAAUAAAAACAAUGACACAGAGCUUGUUGUAUAUUGUUUUGACAAUGUCCCUAAGUCAUUUCUGCAAAUUUGGAGAAGUGUUCAACUGCUUCUUGAGAAGGCACCAACUUCUUAUGAAAUUUUUACUGGGGAAGAUCCUUCUGUGGUGCUUAAGAAAUCAAAUGAAAAAUCAAUGUGGAGUCCUUCAUCUUGGUUUUAUAGUCAGAAAACUACAGUGGAAUUUCCAGCAUUUUCUCCAUAUUGUGUUGGAUUCUCAUCAAGAGAAAACUAUGAUUUGUUUCUAAAAGUACGAGUGGUGAAUUACUGGAAAGUAAUACAAAUGAUUGUUGGUAUUGUUCUGUUUUUCAGUGCACCUUCUCUUAGCAGGAAUCCAUUUUUCCAUUACACAUCUGGUGUUUCUGUAGGAGUUGUUGCAUCACUUCUUAUUAUUAUUUACAUAGUAGGACGCUUCAUUCCUGGGAGAUCUACAUAUGCAUAUGCAGUUAUGGUUUUUGGUUAUUCUUUUAUCUUGUAUUUAUUGCAAAAUGUGUGGCAACACUUCAAUGAUAUUGUUUCUAACUACAUGGAUAUUUUGUUGAUUUAUUGCCUGUGUGCUGCAUUGAUUAGCUUUAUUGUGUGUUAUCGCCUGGGACCUGUUGAAAAUGUUCGCACUUUUAAGAUCAUACAAGGGUGCAUGCAAUUAAUUGCUUUAGUAUUGAUUUAUCUUGGAUCAGAAUAUCGAGAAGUUUCAACUGCAAUUAUCAUAAUUUUGGGAUCCAUCUACCUCAUUCCAGCCCGUUGGAUUUCUCGCUUGCAAACAAUUUGGCUUCGUUUAUUUCCACCUAAAAUAAAACUUCUAACUGAAGUAGAAUAUAUUGAGCAGGGAAGNUAUCAAACUUUCGAUUAA